Sphaerodactylus townsendi is the source of this 3766-nucleotide messenger RNA. It is a transcript of the gene TAPT1, whose product is annotated as transmembrane anterior posterior transformation 1. The transcript is spliced from 15 exons. Gene Ontology annotation, cellular component: endoplasmic reticulum membrane; ciliary basal body. Gene Ontology annotation, biological process: maintenance of protein localization in endoplasmic reticulum; positive regulation of cilium assembly. The record is from RefSeq and is a predicted model, not a curated record. The coding region runs from base 83 to 2125 and encodes 680 amino acids. Lineage: Eukaryota; Metazoa; Chordata; Lepidosauria; Squamata; Sphaerodactylidae.
UGCGCGGGGGGUGGGGGGCAGUGGGGCUUGGCGGCGGCGGCGGCGGGGUUGCUAUGGCAACGCGGCCGCGGCCUCUCGCAAGAUGGCGGGCAGGGCGGCUCGCAGUUCCCGCGCGCUGGAUAGGUGGGCCCGGCUGGUCGGCUCCCUGUCGCAGGGCGAUGACGCAGGCCGAGCGAGCGGCGCCUUCCCUCCGCCUCAGCAACCGCCGCCUCAGCCUCAGCCUCCUGAGGCGCGGGGCGCGGGGCUCUUGGCGGUGACCCGCGUGAAGAUGGCGGGCGUGGCGGAGGCCGCGGGCGGCGGGGACGGCGGGCGGCGGGGAGGGGCUCCGGCGGAACCGGCGCUCCUGCAGCCCGACGGCGCGCAGCGGCGGGGCAGCUCCGCGGGCGGCGGCGAGGCGCGGGCCCGGCAGCCCUCGCCCGCGCGCCCGCCCGCCUCGCCCUCGCCCUCGCCCGCCCCCAGCGCGCCCCCCUCGCCCGGCCUUGGCCCCUGCCCCGGCCAGCCCCACCGGACCGAGACGCUGGGCUUCUACGAGAGCGACCGACUCCGGCAGCGGCAGCAGCAGCAGCAGCAGCAGCAGCAGCACAAGCGCAGCGGGGCCGCCGCAGAUCUCUCGCUAUUCAGGUUCAUCAACGCAGAGCUAACCAGGGGUUACUUCCUUGAACAUAAUGAAGCAAAGUACACAGAACGAAGAGAGAGGGUAUACACGUGCUUGCGAAUACCUAGAGAACUGGAAAAGUUGAUGAUUUUUGGAAUCUUCUUGUGUCUGGAUGCUUUCCUCUAUGUGUUCACACUCCUACCAUUAAGAGUCUUUCUGGCAAUGUUCCGGUUCAUCACGUUGCCUUGCUGUGGCUUACGCUCUCAGCAAGGCCUAAGAAUGAGUGACCGGCGUUUGCUACAGCCUGCUCAGGUGUGUGAUAUUUUCAAAGGCAUCAUAUUGGUGAUCUGCUACUUCAUGCUGCACUAUGUUGACUAUUCCAUGAUGUACCACCUGAUAAGGGGCCAGUCUGUCAUCAAACUCUACAUCAUUUAUAAUAUGCUUGAGGUAGCCGAUCGUCUUUUUUCAUCUUUUGGGCAAGAUAUCUUGGAUGCUCUUUAUUGGACAGCUACAGAACCAAAGGAGAGGAAAAGAGCACACAUAGGGGUGAUCCCCCACUUUUUCAUGGCUGUGCUGUAUGUCUUCUUGCAUGCUAUUCUUAUAAUGGUCCAAGCAACUACACUCAAUGUUGCUUUCAACUCCCACAAUAAGUCACUUCUUACCAUCAUGAUGUCGAACAAUUUUGUUGAAAUAAAAGGAAGUGUUUUCAAGAAAUUUGAGAAGAACAAUUUGUUUCAGAUGUCAAACAGCGAUAUCAAGGAGCGAUUCACAAACUAUGUGCUGUUACUGAUCGUUUGUCUAAGAAACAUGGAGCAGUUUUCAUGGAAUCCAGACCAUCUUUGGGUAUUAUUUCCAGAUGUUUGUAUGGUGAUUGCAUCAGAAAUUGCAGUGGACAUUGUGAAACAUGCCUUUAUAACAAAAUUCAAUGACAUUACAGCUGAUGUCUACAGUGAAUACAGAGCUAGCCUUGCAUUUGACCUCGUUAGCAGUCGACAGAAAAAUGCAUACACAGACUACAGUGAUUCGGUUUCCAGGAGAAUGGGCUUUAUUCCUCUCCCUUUGGCUGUUUUACUCAUGCGGGUGGUUACCAGUUCAGUCAAAGUGCAAGGUGUCUUGGCUUGUGCCUGUGUUGUCCUCUUUUACUGUGGGUUAAUUUCGCUCAAAGUCCUUAACAGCAUUGUGCUGUUGGGAAAGUCAUGCCAGUACGUCAAAGAAGCCAACAUGGAGGAGAAGUUGUUCAACCCCCCUCCGGCCAGCACCCCCGGCAAACCCAGUCUGGGCAAACAGCAAAGCAAGUACAAGUCGACUCAAGAGGAGAACUUGUCAGUGUCAGUGACCAGCCAGCCCGUUCACCAAAAGGAAAACGCUGCCCCCCAGCUGGUGACGAGCAACUCCGAUCAGUUCCUGACGACUCCUGACGGAGAUGAGAAAGACGUUUCCCUGGACAAUUCAGAGCUAAAACACAGAUCUGCAAAGAAAGAUUUGUUGGAGAUCGACCGGUUCACAAUUUGUGGCAACAGAAUUGACUGAACUUUUGUAAAUAGAUGUGCUGAGGAUACUGAGCUGUUUGGGACAGCAGAUGCUACCGGGAUGGAGGGACACCUGCCAAACAGGCACUUAAAAUAUUUAUUUAAAAAAUUAAAUUAUUAAUGGCAACCCUAUUAUGAUGAAUAACGUGGUUUGAAUACUGGUCAGGUUUCAGCUUUUUAGCUUGGAUUUUUGGGGAAAUGCGAUGAGUGUGGAGAGCUCUUCGGCUUGGCAGAGCUGCAGCCUAGCUGUCUUGGAAAUAACGUGUGGAAAAAAAAUCUAAAUUCAUUUAUGCUCUUUGAACUGUGCUUCCAGAAUGUAUCACUUUUUGCCAAGAUCCCUUCAUCAGAAGGUCAUCUUUGGAAAUGCACCUGCAUCUUUACCGAGAAGCACUUCUUUCUACUGGCUUUCAUAAGCAGCUCCAAUAUCUUCACCUGCCAUAAACCUUUUUUCAGACUUUCCUUAGAAUAUACAAUCAAGAUAUUGCCACCAGAAGAUGGUUCAAGGUGCAAUUCAAAUAAUCCAAAUAAAUGAUCCUUAAAUGAAAGGUUUAAUGAAUUUGAUCUGAAAAAUUGAGUAAUAUGCCCAUUAACUGGGCAAAUGGAGCUUUUCCCCCCCUUUCUCUGCAAUUUGCAUUGUAUUUUAAAAGUGAAAAAAUUAAAUGGCUUUAUAAAAUGUGAACACAUCCAUACUUGAGGGUGGAAGAAUCAAGAUGCAGGAUUCCAGUUGGCACAUAAACGUUUUACUUGCCGCUGUGAACCAUUGUAUCAAAGAAACACUGUGUGUAUUUUGUGUAUCAAGAAUCAGCUUAAAAUGAACAUUUUUGUUCUGUCUUGGCCUGGACAAUUGCACAUGGCUAAAAACAGGAAGCCUGAAGUGAAGGUGAGGGGAAUAGAAUGGGUUUUAAAGAAACUUUUAAGUAGAAUGAAUGUAGCUGUAUUAUGAAGUGUUUGGGUUUUGAAGUACGCAGCAGUUUUUAUUUGGGGAUAUAUUUGGAAGAAUGGGAGAGAGGUGCUCUAAAAGAGCCGAAAAUAAAUAUUUGACAUUUUAGCGGAGUGCGAGACAGGGUGCCAUAGUCUCAGGCACUUUGACAUUUGUGUAACCAUGACUUUUAAAAUGCUGAAUGAUUUCCAGACCUUUGUCAGUUCAGUAGCAAUCUCAGAGUGGCCAAGCGAAAAGAGGAAAAAUAUUAAAGUUUAUAAUUCUGAGUCCAUGUUUAUUUUUCAGAAGUCACCCAUUACCGUUACUGAGCCGAGUGUACAGAAAUGACAUCUUGAUCAGGCAGUCUUUGAAAAUGAAAGUUAGGGGGGGUGGUCUCCAGUCUGAGAAGCGUGCUUCGUCCCUUUUCUCUGCAUCUUUCUCCCUUCAGUUGGAGAAAUGGCCAAAGUCAGAAACAUUAAGGGAAUAGGAGCUUCAAAUGCCGGCAGGGAGACUCUUAAACUGGAUGUGUUUUAUUUUGAUGAAUUUGGCUCAUUGAAAUUGAAUUCAAAAUAUUUGUGAAUAUUUUUUUGUUUAACUGUUACUCAAAGGAAAUUUGGAAUGAUUUUUUCCCUGUUAAACGAUAAUUCUGUACCAAUUUUAUAAGUGCAUCUUGUGUGACACAAUAAAAAUUCAAUUUUGUAACCUUUGUUUAAAAAACAAAAA